CUAGUGAGUGUGUGCAGUGCUUUGGCACACUCUGACGUUGUGGUGCAGGUUUCAGUGUUGCACAGGCCGGGCCCAGUGCUGCAGGUUGUCCGGUAGGGUGCCCUGCCCGAGCUUACAAGCAUGCUGUUGAUGUCAGGAGCAGGAGAGGAGGGGAACGUGAGGAAUGGCUGAAAAACUGACGGUGGAAACAAACCAGCACGGCAAAUGAUUGUCCUGUGUGUUUAAACUGAAGAUUACCAGCCACUUAGCGACGCAUUAACAGGCACCGUUUUUUUUGUGUGUGUGGUUAUUUAAUGGGACAACGAAAACGCAAAAAAACGCAAGGUAGGCUACCGCUCCUGUCGCAAGCCCCUGCUACUUUAUUUCCAUGGACUAAUACGACACACAAGGGGGGCUGAAAAAUGUUUCGUAGCAAGGUAAAGCGCUCGUCUUCGAAGACGACGUUGGCUCUCUAACAUUAGCUAACCGCUAACGGUUGCGUUCUCUUCGCUCGGGCUCGUGAAUGUAUGAAGUGCUCGAGCGUUCUGUUUUGUUUUUUAAAAAGCGUCGGUUAGGCUUCAUCCUCUUCAUGCCUCAACCGACCAACCACAUGAGAAGUCGACGUCCGGGACACGUUUAACCACAAAACAAAAAGCCCCCUUCCCCCCCCACACACGCCGCUUUUUAAAUUUUUUUUUUUUUUAAGUCGCUUUCACCUGAACCGACGAGGAGAAAAAUGCGUGUGGAUUUGUUUUGGAUAUGUUUGUGGUGUUUCCUUCGUCCCGGUGCCACCGGUCAAGGGCAGUCGACGGCCGUUUGUUCGCCCUCAUGCAGCUGCGAUGAAGAUGGGGGUGCAGACUGCUCCGGGAGAGGGCUGACCACCGUCCCAACUGGGCUCAGUGCUUUCACCUACUACCUUGACCUGAGCAUGAACAACAUCACUGAGCUUCCAGCAUACGUGUUCAAGAACUUCCCCUACCUGGAAGAACUACGACUCGCAGGGAAUGACCUGUCAUUUAUCCACCCUGAAGCCCUGUCUGGACUCCAUCAGCUCAAAGUCCUCAUGCUCCAGAACAACCAGCUGAAGACUGUGCCCAGUGCAGCCCUGAAGAACCUUCAUUUUCUCCAGUCUCUCCGCCUGGAUGCAAACCACAUCACCACAGUCCCAGACGAUAGUUUUGAAGGUCUACAGCAGCUGCGCCACCUCUGGCUGGAUGAUAACAAUCUAACGGAGGUUCCCGUCGGUUCUCUGAGACACCAGGCAAACCUUCAGGCUCUGACGCUGGCACUCAACCGCAUCUCGUACAUACCAGACAAUGCCUUUGCAAACCUCACCAGUCUAGUUGUGCUGCAUCUUCAUAACAACAGAAUAAAGGAGAUCGGAGACAUCUGUUUUGCUGGACUCGUGAACCUGGAGACGCUAGAUCUUAACUUCAACAAUCUGAUGGUUUUUCCCAAAGCAAUAGAGGCCCUGCCCAAACUCAAGGAACUCGGGUUUCAUAGCAACGAUAUUGUUUCCAUACCUGAAGGGGCCUUCCAUAACAACCCCCUGCUGCGAACCAUACAUCUUUACGACAACCCUCUGUCCUUCGUGGGCGCUUCGGCUUUCCAGAAUCUGUCUGACCUGCACUCGCUGAUGUUGCGAGGGGCCAACAUGAUGCAGGACUUCCCCAUCCUCACGUGGACUAAUAACCUUGAGAGUCUGACCCUGUCAGGAACUAAGAUAUCGUCCAUCCCCGCUGAUCUUUGUGAGGAUCUCAAGUUGCUUCGGACGCUAGACCUGUCCUACAAUGAGAUCAAGGAACUGCCAGCCCUUCAGGGCUGCGUCAGACUACAGGAGAUAAGCUUUCAGCACAACCACAUUCAACAAAUCGACAGGGACACUUUCCAGGGGCUCUCUGCUCUCCGUUUGCUAGACCUGAGUAGAAAUGAAAUCCGAGUUAUCCACAGAGAUGCCUUCCUCACCCUCAACGCACUCACCAACCUAGAUCUGAGCAUGAACUCUCUGACUGUGAUUCCAACAACCGGAUUGAGCGCGCUCAGUCAGUUGAAACUCUCAGGGAACCCGCAGAUGAAAAAUGUGCUGACUGCAAAAAACCUGCCCAAACUCAGGUCCAUCUCUGUCCCGUAUGCCUACCAGUGCUGUGCGUUUGUUGGAUGUGACUCAGUGACAAGUUCUUCUGAGGAAAAUGACGUAAAGAAAUCUACAGGCGGGGAAGACGUAGAAAGAAUCUCCAUGAUUAUGCAUUGCUCUCCUUCACCAGGAGCCUUCAAGCCUUGUGAGCACCUGCUGGGUAACUGGAUGAUUCGUCUGACUGUCUGGUUCAUUUGCCUGGUGUCGCUGGUCUUUAACAGCCUGGUACUUGUGGCCACCUUCUCCUCCACACACCGAGCCACAGGCCACUCCCACUCCCUCGCUCCCUCGCUCUCUCUCUCUCCGGCCAGGCUGCUCAUGGGACUGCUGGCCCUUGCCAACCUUCUUACAGGCCUGUAUGUAGGAGUGCUGACUGUGCUUGAUGUCGCCACCUGGGGCUCCUUUGCUGAGUUCGGUGUGUGGUGGGAGAUGGGACCCGGCUGUCAGAUCACAGGAGCUCUGGCUGUCUUCUCAUCAGAGUGGGCCGUCUUCUUGCUGUCGCUGGCGGCUGUGGAGCGCAGCAUGGCUGUGCGGACAAUUCUUGGGAAGGUCAUGAUGUCGCCUAGGAGGAAUGGCGGCAGCCAUCGAGGGUGCUGGAGGGGAGAUCGGCGCUUCAGGCUAGCCGCAGGACUACUGGGGCUGCUGGCUGCUGCUGGAGCCUGCCUGCCUCUCCUGACGUCCAACGACCAGACCACCUCUCCUCUCUGCCUGCCCUUCGCCGGUGGUGAGAGUCCAGCUCUGAGCGUUACGGUCGUUCUGGUUCUGCUCAACGCGCUGGCUUACCUGUUCACCGCAGCUGUGUACACCCAGCUGUACUGCCACCUGGGCAGGGUGGAGCUGGCAGAUCCAGAGCAGACGGGUGCGCUGCGUCAUGUAGCCUGGCUCAUCUUCACUAACUGCAUCUUCUUCUGCCCCGUGGCAGCUUUCUCCUUCGCCCCUCUCUUGACUGGCUCUACAGCCGGCGGCCCAGAGAUUGCCAAGUCAGUCACCCUCAUUUUCUUCCCGCUGCCUGCGUGCCUGAACCCAGUGCUGUAUGUGUUCUUCAGCCCAGCGUUCAGGGAGGACUGGCUGAGACUGCGCGGCCGCGGAGGUUUGAGCAGGGAGGUGAAGGCCGGCACCGAAAGUCACGGAGACGAUGGCGGCGGAGGGUCGGAACUCACGGACAGCGGCUCCUCCACCCACCUUGGCUUUGACUGUGGGGUGUACUCGCAGCUUUGUGGAGAGACAGUUGUAUGCGAGCAGUGCGAGGCAGCUCUGCAUGCCAGGACCUGCUCUUCUCCCUCGUCCUCCACAGUCUGUAGACACUUGGUGAAGUCUCACAGCUGUCCCACCCUCCUGGCGGGAGCUGCAGUGUGCCAGCGCGCCGAAGGGUUUUGGGCAGACAGCGGCACGCCCUCCGCUCAGUCCGAGUACGCAGACGAGGGGGACUCGUUUGUGUCGGACAGCUCGGACCAGGUCCAGGCCUGUGGCAGAGCCUGCUUCUGUCAGAGCAGAGGCCUUCCUCUGGUACACUACUCAUACAACAUACCUCGAGUCAAGGACUAAAGACGCUUUAGAGCGGCAGUACGUCUGUGUGCACAGAUCUCUCUGUCAUGUGAAUUCAGAUGCUAUGAGAAUAUGUAAACAUUUUUAUACCCGACAACAAAAUGUGCCAACUACCCUGCUAAAAUACUAUUCAGUAAGCACUUAUGUUUGUAAUUACUGUGUAAACAGAGAUGGAACCAAUCAUUUAAAGGGAACUUGGUGUGCUUUUUGAACUGAGAGACCAUUUCCAAGUGAACUGAGCACAUCAUGUUACAAACUAGUCAACAAAGGAUCUCGCAAAGGAAAAUCUCGCCACCAGUGCCUGCCUCUUGCUUUUGAUUGGAUGUCAUGAUGUUGCGAGUCUCAAUGUACGUGUCAAAGAUUUUGUGAUUUUUCUGUCUCACCUGUACUUAUAAGCUUUUUAAUUGUUAUACUUUUUUUUACUUUGAUUUUUCUUGUUUGUGUUUUUUUUUUUCCACAUAAAUGUAGCACAUGUAAUAAUCAUCCUAGACUUUUCUGUGUGAAUGUAACUUUCAGGUGGUCUUCACCCGCCAGAGGGGGGGGGGGAAAUGUAACGUCAGCAAUAACUUCUGCCCUACUUGCCUGUGAUCGUAAUCUUAUCAGUGUGAGGAUGGUGUAAGUAAAUGCCAGUCUGUAAUAAACACUUAAGAAUGUGAUAAAAGUAGCAGAUAUCACUGUUUUAGCAACAACUCUGCUCGGGGGCGGUGAUUGUUAUUUAUUGCUUGAGCAGCUGGAGUGUUUGGGUGGAGACGAUUUCAGGUGUGUGAACGGUGGCCUUUUGAAUGACACAAUCCAAUCCUAGCAUUCACCAAAACAACCGAAAACACUAACAAAAACUAGCACGCACAGACCAGUUUAGGUUAUUAUUUUCAUUAGUCUGAAGGAUAGUUCCACUUAUUACAAACCAGACCUUAUUUUCUGAGUUUUUGCCAUCAUGUUGUUUGAAUUGGAUGAUUUUUUUUUUUAUUAUUUCUUAGCUGCAGAGCUACAGUACAUGUUCUGUUUGUUAGUGGGCCAAGAGACACAUCAAACCCUACAGACAGAAACACUUAAAUGAGACCUGCUUUUAUCUGAUUGGCUGACAGGAUUGUUGACUUAUUGCUCAGUUGAAUUGUGUGUUUUAAUAAGCAAACAGGAUUUGAAAUUAAAAUGAAACCAUUAUCCUCUAACUUCUCGCUCAACAUGAAAAAAAUUCAACAUUUUGGGAAACAUACUUAUCCGCUGGCUUGCUGACACUAAGAUGAGAAGAUCAAUAGCACUUAUCACAUUUCUAUAUGCUAAAUAUGAACCACCGGCCAGCAGCUGGUUAUCUUAGAUUAGCAUAAAGACUGGAAGCAGAGGGGAAACAGCUAGCCUGUUUAAUCUAUUCAAAAACUGAAGGAUUAAACAAACGAGAUACGAGGUGUUGAUUAGUGAGCUUUUGAUGUGCUGGUAGGUGGAUUAUGUUACACAGAGGAGGUCUAGCGGUUUCCAGACUUUAGCUAAGCUAACUGGCUGGUGGGUGUAGCUCUAAUUAGCAUAUAGAUAUGAGAGUAGGGUCACUUUUCUCAUCUGACUCUGGGCACGAAAGAAUAUUUCACAAAGGAAAAACACACUAAACUUUUUGGUUUUAUUUCCCCCCACAAAUUGUAGACGUGAACUGUUGUCAUAGUAACUAUAAUAACUUUUUAACCGACAUCAAACAGGGAAAUGCAAAAAAAAAAAAA
Messenger RNA from Larimichthys crocea (large yellow croaker), 5364 nucleotides. It is a transcript of the gene lgr4, whose product is annotated as leucine-rich repeat containing G protein-coupled receptor 4. The record is from RefSeq and is a predicted model, not a curated record. Gene Ontology annotation, biological process: adenylate cyclase-activating G protein-coupled receptor signaling pathway; positive regulation of canonical Wnt signaling pathway; activation of adenylate cyclase activity. Lineage: Eukaryota; Metazoa; Chordata; Actinopteri; Sciaenidae. The transcript is spliced from 18 exons. Bases 716 to 3658 code for a protein of 980 amino acids. Gene Ontology annotation, molecular function: G protein-coupled peptide receptor activity; protein binding. Gene Ontology annotation, cellular component: plasma membrane.